GAUGAUGAUGAUACAGAUGAUGUCGAGACAGAAGAGGGUAAUCCGGUGGAACGUUCGGUCUUGGUGAUUUUUGAGAAAUUUCUACGAGAAACUCGAGCCGGACAUUUAAAGGUACUGAAAGUUUUGGAGCUCCGUGUUAAAUUAGCUCCAGUUAUGCGUCAGUUCUUUUAG
Molecule: messenger RNA, 171 nt
Organism: Gongylonema pulchrum
Lineage: Eukaryota; Metazoa; Nematoda; Chromadorea; Rhabditida; Gongylonematidae
Source: the annotation of a GenBank genome assembly